Messenger RNA from Dermatophagoides pteronyssinus (European house dust mite), 2183 nucleotides. Its product is annotated as alkaline phosphatase-like. NCBI's taxonomy places the organism in Eukaryota, Metazoa, Arthropoda, Arachnida, Sarcoptiformes, Pyroglyphidae. Gene Ontology annotation, biological process: dephosphorylation. Gene Ontology annotation, molecular function: alkaline phosphatase activity. The record is from RefSeq and is a predicted model, not a curated record.
GAGAAAAAAAUUAUUAUUAUAAUUGUUAUCUGGUUGCCUUAAUGUUAUUAUUAAUUGAAUGUGUUGCCAGAUGUGAUUCAGAUCAAUCAGAUGCAAAAUAUUGGCAUAAUUUGGCUACGGAACGAAUAUUACGAUAUGAAUCAAAACGAACAAAAAUUAAUGGAAAUGAAGAAAUGGCGAAAAAUGUUAUCAUUUUUAUUGGUGAUGGAAUGGGAAUAUCAACCGUUACAGCAUCUCGUAUAUUGAAAAUUCAGUUACCAAUUUCAAAACAAAUUCACGAUCAAAAACGACAUCAAAAACAACAUGAUUUGAAUAAUAAAAACGUGAAUAAUUUACUGAAAAAAUUACAACAAUCUGAAGAUGGAUCAUUGUCGUUUGAAUCAUUUGAAAUGGUGUCCCUAGUAAAAACUUAUAUAUUAGAUAGUCAAGUCGGUGAUUCAGGAGCUUGUGCAACGGCAAUAAUGUCUGGUGUUAAAGCUAAUUUUGAAACGGUCGGUGUUAAUGGUAAAGUUAAAUUAAAUGAUUGUCUAGCUACGAUGGAUCCAACGGUCAGAGUUUCAAGUGUAAUCGAUUGGGCACAACAACAAGGUAAAUCAACCGGAUUUGUUACGACUACACGUGUAACACAUGCAACACCAGCUGCUUUAUAUGCACAUUCAGCUAGUCGUUAUUGGGAAUCGGAUGAUCGUAUGAUGUCUAAUCAUUCUGAUAAUAAUGUGAAAAAUUCAGAAUUCUGUAAAGAUAUUGCUCGACAAUUGAUCGAAGAUGAGCCGGGCAAAAAUCUUAAUGUAAUAAUGGGUGGUGGUAGAAGAAAUUUAUUGCCAAAAAAUAAUGGUGGACGUAGACAAGAUGAUCGUAAUCUUAUUAAUGUUUGGUUGAAUGAUAAAAAGCAACGAGGAUUAGAAGCAAAAUUUGUAUCGAAUAUUGAAAUGCUUCGCGAAUUUGAUUCCGAUAAAGUCGAUUAUCUUUUAGGAAUAUUUGCCGACAAUCAUAUGGCACAUGAAGCUGAUCGAAAUGAUACUAUUGAACCAUCGUUAGCUUUAAUGUCAUUGAAAGCGAUUGAAAUUUUAAAACAUAAUCCACAAGGCUUUUUGUUGGUUAUUGAAAGUGGACGUAUUGAUCAUGCACAUCAUUUAAAUAAUGCAUAUCGUGCCUUAACCGAUACACUUGCAUUAGAUGAUGCAGUUGAACAGGUGUAUCAAAAGGUUAAUAAAUCAAAUACAUUACUGUUGGUUACAGCUGAUCAUUCACAUGUAUUUGCAUUCGGUGGAUUUCCUGCACGUGGAAAUCCUAUUCUUGGUAUUGAUGAUCAAACAAGUGAUUCGGAUAAAUUACCCUAUACAACAUUAAUGUAUACAAAUGGGCCUGGAUAUCGAAAAUUUCGCGAAAAUCUAUCUGAAAUCAAUACGACAGAUCGUGAUUUCAUACAACAAUCUGCCAUUCCUAAACGAUGGGAAACACAUGGUGGUGAAGAUGUACCAUUAUAUGUAACUGGUCCAAGAUCCGAAAUAUUCGCCGGCAUUAUGGAUCAAACAUUUAUUCCUUAUGGCAUCAGUUACGCCACCUGUAUGGGGCCAAUGGAACCAUUGUUUUGUAAAAAAGAUUCAAAUUUUCCCAUUCAUAAUCAGAAAUCAAAUCAUCAUUAUAAUGAUAAACAUCAAUCACAAUCGAUUUCAAUCGUCGAUAACAAUAAUGAUAAACAACAAUCCGAUGGAGACAUUAAUGAUGAGUAUGAUGAUGAUGAUGUGCAUGAAAAUCAACGUAAUCAGCGUAAUCAACGUCAUCAAAAUCAACAUCGACAACAACAACAACAAACUGAAAGCCUUGGCCAUUAUCAUUAUCAUCAUGAGUUUGUAUUUUCCUCAACAUCUUCAUCAACGGAUAAACCUAUGGAUAAUUUUUCAAAUAAUCAAAGUCAUAUUGUUGUUUUGGACAAUGUCCAUAGUGUUGAUGAUGAUAUGAAAAUUGUCAAAACAAAAUUAAAAGCUAAACAACAACAACAACAACAAUAUCGACCGAAUUUAAUGACAUCAUCAUCAUCAUCAUCAUCAUCAGUUCUAUUCUAUUGCCUAAAACUUGAUGAUGAUGAUGAUGAUGAUCAUCAUCAUCAUCAGCUUGGUCUUCGUGGUAAUCAUCAUCAUGAUGAUGAUGAUGAAAAACAUCAUGGACUUGCAGCAUUUUAG